AUGACGCGCCCCAAAGGCAGACCGAGGAAAUGCGCGUAUUGCGAACGUGUAUUCACCAAGGAGGAACACUUGAAGCGGCACGAGAGAAGCCAUACUGGUGAGAAGCCUUUCAAGUGCUGUAAAUGCGGUAGGAGCUAUGCUAGAAGGUGCAGUGACGUUCUAUUUCGGCACUCUCAAACGCACUUCUCGACAAACAACAAUGGCCAAAGCGAAUAUCGACCUGAACGCCCGUCCUCAGAUAUUAUUCAGCUUGGCCAUGAUAACGAAUUAUGCUGCGAUGAUGGAAACGUUUCGAUCUCACUUCCAGAGCGACAAAUAAGUGUAUCUCUAGACCCAGCCGUUCCCGGGGCCCAAGACCGCAACUCCACGGCGUCGCCUCAGCAUGCGCCGUCCGCCCCAAGCUCCGCGAUGCAAUCGCCACCUACCGAAACUCAUGUAGAGGAUAUGCUAAGGCCAAAAAAACGGCAAAGGUUUUCACCACAGUCUCAGCAUAUUGUUGAUGAUAGCCAAGGAAUUUCAAUGGCUCAGUCCACUUGCACAAUCUCCGACAUGCUUCUAUCGCAGUUUGAUAUCGACCAAGUCUCGACCUUUACUGGGAUAGAAUUCGACCAACAAGGUAUCCUUGGAAGUUUCGACAACUUUAGCAUGUUUUCGUUCGGGACGGGACAGACGCCAGGUUUCGGUGACAUGCAGUUUAACUACGAUGCAAUAGAUGGCCCCGACUUGGACAGUUCUGGCUUCCCAUAUUCGAUACCAACCAUAGAUACUACCUCAUGUAGCCAGAAGUCAAGAAGUGGUGGGCUCAUGACCAUAUCAGCCAGUCAGAUGCAGAAAGUACAACGAAUCUGGUCGAGACAGCGACCCAAGGUGCUUACACCAAUCAACAGUCGUUUAUGGGAUGCGGUGAUUAAGCACAAUGCUGAUAACAUUUUCACGACACCACAGCAGAGUGUCAAUCUCGAAGACUACCAAUCAUUGGGACGCAAUAUGGAUCAAGCAUGUAGAAAUCGUCUGAUUCGGUACUGCAACGAUCUUGACGGAUCAUGUGGCUCGUCAGCAACAACUACUGAUAAGACUGCCAUGUUUUCUGUGGAUCUACUCGACUCAAGCUUGGACUUCUACUUUCAGUUCUUCCAUCCGGUCUUGCCAUUCAUACACAAGAGCACUUUUAAGGCUAGAGACGCACCGAGCUCGCUGUUGCUCGCAAUGUGUUUAGUUGGCGUGUCCUACUUGGAUCGAGCACACACCAAGGGUUUUCUCACUAGAUACCUCGGGGCAUGUUAUCGGCCGAAAGUUGUUGCCCGCCUGUCUCCACGAUUUGACGUCUCAGACACUGCUCAAGAGUGCACCAUCCGACAUCCUCACUACUCUUGCCACUGCACUCAUUAUAGCCUACUUAGCCUUGGGCUUUCGCUCUGUACUCAGAUGCUUCGUACGGCUGAUGGACAAGGCCUCUUCAUGGCUGGAUAUGAUGACGAUCCGAUUCUCAAAGUGAGACAAGGAGCACAAAGCCCAGACAACCUCUGGAAGGCAUGGGCACGAGUUGAAUCUGUCAAACGCCUCAUAUGCUGCCUUCUCUACUUGGACAUGGCCUAUGCCCGGCUGAUGAGCACGUCCGGGGUUAUUGCAAUAGACAAGGUCGAACUAUACCUGCCGUGUGACGAUGCUCUCUUUGAAGAUGCAACAACAGCCACGGCGUUCUUGCGCUCGGUGCAGCAAGGUGUACGUAUCACAAUGCCUCGAAUGAAUUCCCGGAGUUUUCACGUCUUGUCACCGUCGAAGCUCAACCAGAAUUCUACUCAGAUCCUCCUCCGCUCUCUCUACCUCAGACUGAUAGCAGCCAAAGCCAGACUUUCAGAAAAGCAUGGGCGGAAUGAACAUUCCCAGUCUAUCAGCCUUGCUGAGAGCUUUUCAACGGAUGAGGAUUACAAGACCAUCAUUGCUGACGUUGUAUUGCUGCCCAAGGCGCAUGCCAGCUUCUUGGGUGAACGACAUCAGAACAAUGCGUUAGGCUGGCAUUAUCUGUGCAUUCUAUUGACAACGGACGUUGACCUUUUGGAAACUGCGUGCGGUCGUGAUGGGUUGGAAGCUGCUGAGGACUCCCUAGUUCAUGUUUUCAGAUGGUCGCAGUCAAGUAGUGCUCGCAGGGCGCUGCUCCAUGCGGCUCAAGUAUUCAGCAUCUUGGAUUCGUGCCUCGUCCGCGAAUCAUAUCUCACUCGACCGGAUUUGGUACUAUUUGUCUCAGCGCUUGUGAUAAGUCAAUACUUCCUUGUUACUAGCUACACAGGUAAUGGCUCUGGUGGACCUGUUUUUGAGCUGCUCCGUGACGUAGAUUGGACUACAGUCGGAGACGAAGGGUUUGGGCGAGCUACUGGGUAUUUAUCGCUGGGAAGGCUUGGACGUGAAACAGUCACUUCGAACCCCGCCAUUGGAUUUAUAAACAAAGGUGGCUCUGUUUCGUUUGCUGGAGAAGUGCAAGGGCUUGGCGGCGUGGCUGCUAAGAAGAUUGCCAGGAAGUUUGCUCAUCUUAUGGAUGGCUUUGGCAAAUGGGAUGGAUGUAGCUAUUCUCAACUCUUGAGGGUAAUGUGUGGGUUCACGCAUGAAUCUGAGUGA
This is a messenger RNA of Fusarium oxysporum Fo47, 2613 nucleotides long. Its product is annotated as C2H2-type zinc finger protein. Gene Ontology annotation, molecular function: DNA-binding transcription factor activity, RNA polymerase II-specific; RNA polymerase II cis-regulatory region sequence-specific DNA binding; zinc ion binding. Gene Ontology annotation, cellular component: chromatin. Lineage: Eukaryota; Fungi; Ascomycota; Sordariomycetes; Hypocreales; Nectriaceae. The transcript has 7 exons. The coding region runs from base 1 to 2613 and encodes 870 amino acids. Gene Ontology annotation, biological process: regulation of transcription by RNA polymerase II; DNA-templated transcription. The record is from RefSeq and is a predicted model, not a curated record.